This is a messenger RNA of Huiozyma naganishii CBS 8797, 2259 nucleotides long. RefSeq lists its product as uncharacterized. The transcript has a single exon. The record is from RefSeq and is a predicted model, not a curated record. Gene Ontology annotation, cellular component: extracellular region. Lineage: Eukaryota; Fungi; Ascomycota; Saccharomycetes; Saccharomycetales; Saccharomycetaceae. Bases 1 to 2259 code for a protein of 752 amino acids.
AUGAAAUUGAGUAACUCCGUUGCUCUUACAUUCGCUUCGUUUUUGGCUGCCACUGCCAAGGCAGACACGUCUCCAUAUGCGUUGUCUCCAGCAGACCAACAGGCCGUAGUCAACGAACACAACAAGCUUAGAGCUCGCCACGUUGACACUCCACCACUUUCGUGGAGUCCAGCUGCCGCUACAUACGCCGAAAAUUAUGCCGCUAAAUUCGACUGUGUGAUGGCUGAUAUGGACCACUCGAAUGGUGAAGACUACGGUGAGAACUUGGCUUUUGGCUAUUCUCUUACUGGUGCCGUGGAUGCCUGGUACAACGAAAUCAGUUUGUACGAUUUCUCCAAGCCAGGGUUCUCAAAGAGUUGGGGUCAUUUCACCCAGGUUGUUUGGAAAGAUACCACCUCCGUUGGUUGUGCGUUGAGAGUUUGUCCCAGCGGUAAGUACGUUGUUUGUGAAUACGACCCUCCUGGUAAUUGGUCUGGUGAAUUCGGAGACAAUGUUAUGCCUCUGAUUGCUGCUACGACUACAUCUUCCACGACUUCGAGCACGACAACGACUACUCCCUCAUCUACGGAAAAGCCUGCAACGAGUACUCCAGCCGAGAAGACUACCUCUACCACUGAAAAGCCUGCCACGAGUACUCCAGCUGAGAAGGCUAGCUCUACCACUGAAAAGCCUGCCACGAGUACUCCAGCUGAGAAGGCUAGCUCUACCACUGAAAAGCCUGCCACGAGUACUCCAGCUGAGAAGGCUAGCUCUACCACUGAAAAGACUACUGCAAGUGCUACCACUGAGAAGACUUCUACAACUGGUGCAACUGAAAAGACUUCACCAACCACCGAGAAGACCGCGACAAGUACUCCAGCCGAGAAGACUUCCGCGACUACUGCACCAACAAGUGUUACCAGGUCUCAUGGUUACCAUAACGGAACCAGUGAGUUGCCAGCCACCACCGGUAAGGGUACUACUACCAAGACAACUGACGUCACCAGUUCCGGUGAACAGGGUCUCGAUGCCGUUUACAGAACCAGAACAACCCACAUUCACAGUGUCAUUUCCGAUGCCACCACCACGUACACCACCGACUACGACACGACAAUUGUUUUCUGUAUCUCCAACUGUCCAUCCAGCACUGCUACUGCUACCACUACCACUGGCGUCACUGGUCCAUCCGGUUUAGUCACAUCUUCUGCUACUGAUAGCGAAGACGCUCAUUCUGGCUUGGUUUCCACUACCACCACGGCGGUCACUGGUCCAUCCGGUUUGGUCACAUCUGUUGCUACUGCUGACGUCACUAGUUCCGGUGACCAGGGUCUCGACGCCGUUUACAGAACCAGAACAACCCACAUUCACAGUGUUAUUUCCGAUGCCACCACCACGUACACCACCGACUACGACACGACAAUUGUUUUCUGUAUCUCUAACUGUCCAUCCAGCACUGCCACUGCCACCACUACCACUGGCGUCACUGGUCCAUCCGGUUUGCUCACAUCUUCUGCUACUGGUAGCGACGACGCCAUCUACAAGACCAAGACUACCACCUUCCCACACGUUGUCGUUAACGGCACCAAAACUGUUACAAACCAAGUGGCAACUACGAUCACUGAAUGUAUUGAACGUUGUCACUACGAUGAUUCCACUCUAACGACCUUUGUUACCGUUGUUUCCAACUCGAUAACUGUCACCACUGUCACCAGCUGUCCAGUGCCUAAGCCUACUGCGAACCCAUCGAAGGGCUUUGGCGUCCCAACCUACAGAGUCCGCACCGAACACGCGACGAAGACUGCUCUGUUCACAUCUUUCACUACGACUUGUCCAGAGAGCGAGAAGACCACCGCGCCUGGUAAGCAGACGACUGUCACCGGUAAGCAAGCCACCACGACUACUGAAACGACGUGCCCAACUUGUACCAAGACCGGCAAAGCCACUGAUAAGGCCACUUCCAAGACUCAAGAAGUUUCUGUAGAGGCAAAGAAAGAAGGUGCUACUACUGUCACCACCACAACUGCUGCUCCAGGUACCACUGGUGGUGUCCAAACUACAACUUUCACCACCACUACUGCGAAGGCUCCAGCCGCCACCAGCGAGAAGUCUUCUGAGAAGAUUGCUGCCACUACCAACGUCCCAGUUGUCAACCAAGUGUCUGCUUCGAAGACUGAAGCUGCUGCUCGUGCCUCUAUCUCUACCCACUACACUGGUGCAGCCAGCUUCAUGAGACCUUUAAACGGUUUCAUUGUUGGUUUGAUCUCCUUGUUCUUCCUAUGA